Molecule: messenger RNA, 1332 nt
Organism: Cyphellophora attinorum
Lineage: Eukaryota; Fungi; Ascomycota; Eurotiomycetes; Chaetothyriales; Cyphellophoraceae
Product: Enolase 1, chloroplastic
Exons: 2
Coding region: 1-1332 (443 amino acids)
Biological process (GO): glycolytic process
Cellular component (GO): phosphopyruvate hydratase complex
Molecular function (GO): phosphopyruvate hydratase activity; magnesium ion binding
Source: RefSeq, a predicted model, not a curated record
AUGCCUCCCCGGAUCACCGCCAUAACCGCCGCGCAGCGGCUCGACUCCCGCGGAAAGCCCACUGCCCAAGUUGUCCUGACAACCCAGGAUGGGCGAUUCACCGCCAUAGUGCCCUCCGGUGCCUCCAAAGGCGAUUACGAGGCGAUUGAACUGCGCGACGGCGAUGAAACCAUGUACGAUGGCAACAGCGUCCAUCGCGCGGUAGACAAUGUUCGGAACGUCCUUGGGCCAGAGCUCGUUGCCAAGGGAUUCGACGUGGCAACACAGCAGGCUGAGAUCGAUAGUCUAAUGCGCGAGCUAGAUGGCACAGAAGAUAAAGGGCGCCUAGGUGCCAACGCGAUUCUCGGUGUUAGCAUGGCGGUUGCAAGGGCGGGCGCGGCGGCAAAGGGACUGCCACUGUACCGACACAUUGCAAUCAUAGCGGGCCGAGACACUGAAGAAUUCGUGAUGCCAGUUCCGUUCUUCAACGUCUUGAACGGCGGUGUUCAUUCGGGCAACCCUAUGGCAUUCCAAGAAAUGAUGAUUGCGCCAGUAGCUGCCCAAUCCUUUAGUCAUGCCGUACAGAUUGGUGCUGAAGUGUACGCACACCUGAAGGCCAUCCUGAUCAAACGUUUCGGGCGCUCAGCAGCAGGUAUCGGCGAUGAGGGUGGCUUUGCACCACCAAUCUCUCUACCACACGAAGCCCUAGAUCUUCUGAGCGACGCCAUCGAAGCUGCUGGCCACAAGGGCCGGGUCAAGAUCGGGAUCGAUCCAGCGAGCACCGAGUUCUUUGACGCGGAAUCUAUGACCUACAACCUGGGUAUGAAAUGGGCCAAACCUCACAAUUUGUCUCGACAAGAUAUGAUGGAGCUGUACCACAAGCUUCUGGACAAAUAUCCAAUUGUGCUCCUGGAGGAUCCCUUCGCUCAGGACGACUGGGCUGCUUGGACAGAGUUCAACAAGAACUGUCCGGUUGAGUUGGUUGGAGAUGAUUUGCUAGCAACCAAUAUCGGACGUGUCAACGAGGCAGACCAGAAGAAGGCAUGCAACAGUCUCCUUUUGAAAAUCAACCAGAUUGGGACCAUCUCAGAAGCCAUCGAAGCGGCCAAGCGAGCAUAUGCCCUCGGCUGGGCUGUCUUCGUUAGUCAUCGCAGUGGUGAAACGACGGAUGAUUUCAUUGCCGAUCUCUGCGUCGGUCUAGGGACCGGCCAUCUCAAGAGCGGAAGCCCUUGCAGGGGUGAGCGUGUGGCUAAGUACAACCGGCUGAUGGACAUUGAGGACGACUUGAGAGCUGAAGAUAGCCGGGUUAGAUAUGCUGGAGAUGCGUUUCGGCUCGCGUGGCAGAGUCUCUAG